AAGCUUGAACGCAAGUAUCAAUCAAACAAAGCUCAAGAUGACGUUGUUCGAGACUCGCUAAAUGUCAUGAUUUUUUCCUCUCUUCUGGUUGAGCUCCAGCUUCUGCUCUUUUGAGGGGGAGGUUAGCACCCAAUCUGGUUCCAAUGGAGGCUCUACCAGAUCAAUUAGUCUGGGAGAUCUUGGCUAGGGUCAAUAAAAUUAUAGACCGGAAUUCUGUGUCUUUAGCAUGUAAACGCCUUCAUGCAUUGGAGAAGGAACAAAGGGAAUUUCUCCGUGUUGGUUGUGGAUUAGACCCUGCAAAUGAAGCUUUAACUUCCCUUUGCAACAGAUUCCCCAACUUGAGAAAGGUGGAGAUAAUUUACUCUGGUUGGAUGUCCAAGUUAGGAAAACAAUUAGAUGACCAAGGUCUUCUCAUUCUCUCGAGUUACUGCCCUUCCCUUGUUGACCUGACUCUAAGCUACUGUACAUUCAUCACAGAUGUUGGACUCGGCCACUUGGCUUCUUGCUCAAGGCUUAUGGCCUUGAAGUUGAAUUUCACCCCUGGGAUUAGUGGAUUUGGUAUAUUAUCUAUUGUUGUGGGCUGCAAGAACCUCACCACCCUCCAUCUUAUCCGAUGCUUAAAUGUGAGCAGUGUUGAAUGGCUAGAAUACCUUGGCAAACUUGAGACUCUAGAGAAUCUAUCAAUCAAGAACUGUAGGGCAAUUGGAGAGGGUGACCUUGUUAAGCUCGGACCUGGUUGGCGGAAACUGAAACGGUUGCAAUUUGAGGUUGAUGCUAAUUACAGAUACAUGAAGGUUCACGAUCGCUUAGCUGUGGGCCGAUGGCAAAAACAAUGGGUCCCCUGUGAUAAUAUGGAGGAGCUUAGCUUGGUGAAUUGCCUCAUCAAUCCUGGAAGGGGACUUUCUUGUGUUUUGGACAAAUGCAAUGCCUUGCAGAAGCUCCACUUAGACAUGUGUGUUGGGGUUAGGGACAGUGACAUUGUGAGCUUGGCCCAGAAAUCUAACAACCUCCGGUCCAUCUCGCUCCGUGUCCCAUCGGAUUUCUCACUCCCCCUGUUAAUGAACAACCCAUUAAGAUUGACAGAUGAGAGUCUGGAGGCUGUUGCACACAACUGUUCUAUGCUGGAAUCAGUGAAGAUAUCUUUCUCUGAUGGGGAGUUCCCUUCCUUCUCUUCAUUUAGCUUAAGCGGAAUCCUUACUUUGAUCCAGUUUUGUCCAGUUCGUGUUCUAGCCCUUGAUCAUGUGUACUCCUUCAAUGACAAUGGGAUGGGGGCACUUUGUUCUGCUAACUUUCUCGAGAUCCUGGAACUAGUUAAAUGCCAAGAGGUCAGUGAUGAAGGAUUGCAGCUCGUGGGACAAUUUCCACGUUUGAAUGUUCUAACACUCUCCAAGUGCUUGGGUGUGUCUGACGAUGGACUAAAGCCACUUGUGGGGUCAGAUAAAUUGGAGGUUUUGACCGUGGAAGAUUGCCCUCAGAUUUCUGAGAGGGGUAUUCAGGGGGCUGCAAGGUCUGUGUCCUACAAGCAAGACUUGUCAUGGAUGUACUAAAGCUGCUUGGUUCCUAAGGUUGGUUAAGAAAUAAGGCCUACUGCUUCGUAUGGUCUCAUUUGCUUUCAAAACAAAAUACAGUAACUGGGUUCCUCAGCUUCUCUGUUACUUUGUUGUAUAUGUUUUUCAGUUCAACAGUUAGAAUAUGUGGCAGUGUAUUAUAUGUCUUCUUGUACCAAAUUUGGUUUUCUUAUUUGUUUGAAGUCUGUCUGUACGUGAACUACUUUUCCAGUUGUCUCAUUUAUCUUGAAGCAAUUUUAAGGUUAUAGACACUGUAUGCUUCAGCUUCCAGUAUAGC
Messenger RNA from Telopea speciosissima, 1845 nucleotides. RefSeq names its product F-box/LRR-repeat protein 14. Bases 144 to 1547 code for a protein of 467 amino acids. The record is from RefSeq and is a predicted model, not a curated record. NCBI's taxonomy places the organism in Eukaryota, Viridiplantae, Streptophyta, Magnoliopsida, Proteales, Proteaceae. Gene Ontology annotation, biological process: SCF-dependent proteasomal ubiquitin-dependent protein catabolic process. Gene Ontology annotation, cellular component: SCF ubiquitin ligase complex. The transcript is spliced from 2 exons.